This is a messenger RNA of Lytechinus variegatus (green sea urchin), 1216 nucleotides long. RefSeq lists its product as uncharacterized. The transcript has 5 exons. NCBI's taxonomy places the organism in Eukaryota, Metazoa, Echinodermata, Echinoidea, Temnopleuroida, Toxopneustidae. The coding region runs from base 235 to 939 and encodes 234 amino acids. The record is from RefSeq and is a predicted model, not a curated record.
UUGAUUGGAUUAGCCAAAUUUCAGCUCACUUGGCUCCUGCUACCGGACCGGCAACGCUUAUCCGCAGGCCGCGCCGGGCCCGGCGACAGCUCCGGCCCGCGAUCGACAGAUCUUUUUACAGUAAAGCUACAUGUAGCUGUAGCCAAGCAGAGUGCCGCACCCAUCAAAUGUGUGAUGUCUGGAGCUGGAAAUUCCGUUUUAUCAUAGACUAGUUGAUGACUCUAUUUCAAAAUCAUGGGUAAAGGUUGCUGUGAAGAUGGUUGCUGCAAUUGUAUUUGGAGAUAUUACUCACCUUUUGUCCGGACGUGUGGAGUUUUAGUCGGAGGAGCACUAUGGGCAAUAGGCAUCACACAGAUAUAUGAUGCUUCGACAGGGGAAACAGAUUUAUUCUUCAUUUACAUAUUAUUUGCUGCAUUGGUUGUAUCUCUCCUGGAGCUUAUGAUAUUUAUUGCUCCAUGUUGUGACAACUGCUGUAGUAGAGAUGGAAGGUGUUAUGUAUACUGGGAGUAUAUGAACUGGCUAGACAACUGGAAGAGGGCCAUACUAUAUCUUCUCUUGUCCGUCUUCUGUUAUAUCAGGCACUCUAACGCAUUAGCAAUAUUAGCAGGAGCCAUACUGGAUAUUCUUGCAAUCAUCUACAUCAUCCGCACCUACCGCAUCAGCCCUGAGGACCACGACCCUGAAGCAGAUUCCGGAUCGACCCGCAUGGGGAGCCGCACCUACGGCAGAUUCCACAAUGAGGACGCUCAACGGGGGAUGAGUUCCCCCAGCGUUGCGGGAUCGGAGGAGUCGGGCCCACCCCGCACCCUCGACGGACCAAAGUACGAAGCAGAGGCACGGUAUCCCGGUGGCAAUGUGCCCAACCCUUUUGAGGAAGAGCCCAAAGAUGAAGACGUAGCUCCGGAAGGUGAUGCAGGGUUGUCAAGAUACCCUCCUUAGUACUUAAAGAAUAUUAGACACCUUUUAUAGAUUAAUACUGUUUGUAUCUUGUUUUUUGUUUUAUGACAUGUCAAAGGUUUCACACAGCCAUUUUUGUCAGUGAUACCGAGUGAGACCUCUAUUUUCUAACAUGGCAAUACCUGUACAGUGAUAAAUGGUGAAGUUUCAAAGAGCCUCUAGAGGGAAAUGGCUUUAUAGAGAAGGUGCAGUCCUGAGCAUUUGAUUUGGACACCUUCUAUAAAAUUUGGCCCACAGUUACGUUGGUGCAACCCCCUCC